This is a messenger RNA of Neolamprologus brichardi, 2054 nucleotides long. The record is from RefSeq and is a predicted model, not a curated record. Lineage: Eukaryota; Metazoa; Chordata; Actinopteri; Cichliformes; Cichlidae.
GCUAACAGGAAGUGGAAUAAUGAGGACGGAUUGAGGCGCAGGAAUUGGCGAACAGCAGCGAGUUCAAACAUUGACCCUUACAGCCGUUGCAACAGUUCCCUCUGAAACAGGUGGAACAAGCAGCCAGCCACCAGUGCAUGAAGAAGAGUCGAAGGCAGCUAUGUCUUCAACGGUGGAUCUCAAGACAAAGGAGGAGAAGGAUGCAGAGCUGGACAAGCGAAUUGAAGCUCUGAGGAAGAAGAAUGAAGCUCUGAUGAAGAGGUACCAGGAAAUAGAGGAAGAUAAGAAGAAAGCAGAGCAGGAGGGCAUUGCGGUGACUACACCUCGUAAGCCCCGCCCCCAUGAGCCGAAGAUGGAGAAAGAAAACUUCACUGUCACAGUCGACCUUUCUAAAGCAACAGGGCUCUUUCUGCUCGGAGGAGGAGGAGGAGGAGGAGGAGGAGGAGGAGGAGGAGAAGGGACACCAGGAGGAAUGGACAGGAAAUCCAAGGAAUGGGAGGAGAAGAGACGACAGAACAUUGAGAAGAUGAAUGAAGAAAUGGAGAGGAUAGCAGAGUAUGAGAGAGGACAGCGGCAGGAUGGAGACAAACCGACCCGUAACUUCCUGGAUGACCCGAGACGUUCAGGUCCGGCCCCGGACACGGACCGCAAGGAGGGCAGCCGGAGACAUGUCCGAAACUGGGGGGGACUGGACUUUGACAAUGUGAAGACAGGGUCUGAGCUGGAAAAAGAGUGGACCAGCCGGAGACCUGGUCCCAAAGGCUCUAUGGAUAUGACGAUGUCUAUGACCGGUCGGGAAAGAGCAGAGUACCUGCGCUGGAAGAAGGAGCGUGAGCAGAUAGAUGAGGAGAGAUUAGCACGCCAUCGUAACGCCACAGGCCAGUGGAGACGAGAGUGGGACGCACAGAAGACGGACAACAUGUUCAAAGAGGACCCAUAUGCGGCCACUGAGGGUAUCCCAUCAGAGGGCGGCAGGAGAGCGCGGGGGCAUAACUCUCGUACAGAGCCUCGGGGCAGGGCCUCAGAUGACAGUAAGCGACCUCCGAAAGUGCCGACAUUCGGCGACUUCCUGUCCCAGGGCAGGACCCAGGGGCCGAGGGGCGACCGGAGCAGAGGGAGGGGUCGAGGACAGAAGCAGAGCUACAGCAUGCAUGACAACCGCUGGGAGGGAGAGAAGGAAGAGGAGAAGGAGGAGAAGGAAAAGGAAAAGGAGGAGAAGGAAAAGGAAAAGGAGGACAAGACGAAGAAAGAAGAGAAGAGUAAAAAGAAAGAUAAGGAAGAAGAGAAAUCUAAACCUCCCACAGUACAGAAGGUGGAGGAGAAGAAUGGAGAAGGAGAGGAUGAUGAUGAAUGGGAGGAUGCCAGUGACGAUGGGGAUUAUGAGGUGGUGAGCGACUCGGAGCAAGACUCCAAAGGCGACGAGAAGAAGGACAUCGGAAAGGAGAAGCAAGCAAAGAGCAAAGAGUCCUCCCCAAAAACUCCCAAACCUCGUUCUCGUCAGACAUCAGCAGGAAGCCCCAAAGAUCAGCGGACUCCCAGGCCAAAGGUCCACAUCCCGCCCCCAGCGGCCGCUCAGGAGUCCCCCGAGGGAGGCAAACCCCUCAGCCCCUUCUCCCCGCUGGACGGCCACAAGCCUGUGUCAGACUGGGGGGAGGAGAUGGAGUUGAUGUCACCCAGGAGCAGCAUGGGAGGCGAGAGCCCGCCGAAACCCUCCAGCGUUGAUUCCAGCCCCCCACAGAAGAAGGAGGAGGAGGAGCAGCAGGAGGAAGAGAUCAAGAGCCAAGCUGCCAGCUCCAGCGAACCUGCCGAGUCACAGAGCGAGGAGCACGCAGCCGUUGAUGUUUCGUCUCCUCCGGAAAAAGCUGAAAUCCAGGAGAUCCAGGAGAUCCAGGUGAUGGUGUCAGAACCUGAUUCGGCUCCUAAAGACUCACCUACUGCACUGCCAUCUGACCCCGCCCCCUGUGAGGUGAAGGUGGACGAGGAUACGCCUCCAGCCCCGUCACAAGGUAAUAAAAAAAAUUAACCCCUCAACAUAAAACGCACCAGGCUGUUUU